This is a messenger RNA of Zingiber officinale, 3933 nucleotides long. Its product is annotated as HEAT repeat-containing protein 6-like. The record is from RefSeq and is a predicted model, not a curated record. The coding region runs from base 38 to 3568 and encodes 1176 amino acids. The transcript has 28 exons. Lineage: Eukaryota; Viridiplantae; Streptophyta; Magnoliopsida; Zingiberales; Zingiberaceae.
CAUUGAGGUUUCACAGUCGGCUGCCGGCUAUCGGGCCAUGGCGUCCUCCUCCUCCGCCAUCCGCUCAUGGCGGACGGCCUUCCUCACCCUCCGCGACGAGACCCUGGCCUCUCCUCCCCCCCAAGUCCUACUCGCUCUCCUCCAAGAUCUCAUGCUCUCCCACUCUUUCGAUGUCCUGGUCUCUGCCGCCCCCGAUCUGCCCCCACACGAGGUGAAUUCGGAUUUGGUCCUUCUUGCCGAGCUGGCGUCAGAUUCCUCGGUGCGCCGAGAUUCGUAUGAUGUUUUACUCUGGACGUGUCACUUGCUAAUGCAGAUUCAUGAAGUUAGUUGCAAACUUUUCCUUGAUAUCAGCAAUUCUUCUUGGACUAUUAUAUUGAGAAUUCUUCAAAAGGUUCUGGAGCACUCUUUUGGAGAUUCUGAUAAUAAGAGCUCAGAGAGUUCUAAUAAAACAAGAGUCAUGGCUGAGGUUUUAGAUAUUCUCAGGCUUUCCAUGAAGGCAUACAGAAGGCAUAAUUCACAUUUGGAGAUUAUGGAGUCUGCCAGGCUUCUUGUUUGUACUGUUUCAUACUUACAUGCUGAAUUACUUAACCUACAUUAUCCACAUGGAAUCCGUGGUCCUUCCAAUGAUUCUCUAAGUAGAAAUCCUAUAUGUAACAACCUGUGGGAUGCACAAAGUCUUGCACUUUCCAUAAUGGGUGAUUCUCUCACUGGAAUUGUAUCUUCUAUCCCAAUAGACUUGUGGCAAUCAACUAUCGAGGUAUUGAGGAAAGUGAUGGACUACUUGACAUCAAAGAAUUUGCUACUGGAAAACUCUGUCAUGUCAAGGCUUUUAACCAAUCUUCUAAAUGUUCUCCACAUUGUUCUUUUGGAGCCAAAAGACUCUCUUUCAGGACAUGUCCCAGGUCUAGUGGCAGCACUGCAAUUGUUUCUUUCAUAUGGCCUCGCUAGUGGAACUCCUUUACCAUUUCUGAUAAAUGAUUUGAAGGGAAAGUCGCUCACUUCUAAUGGCCUAGAAUCAGGGUUGGGGAAAUCCAGAAAAAGUGAUGCUGGUCCUUAUAGGCCUCCACACUUGCGCAAGAAAGAUGGAUUCAGUAAUAACCCAGCAGACACUCAAUGUUCAGAUUAUUUAUCACCAAAUUUUGGUUUCACAUCGUCAGACUCGGAUCAUAGUGACAAUGAUGGUUCGGCUAAGCAUGUGGAUCGAUAUCGAAGCUCCAAAGUUAGAUUGGCUGCACUUGUUUGUAUUCAGGAUCUUUGUCAUGCUGAUCCAAAGUCACUUUCAUCUCUUUGGACCUUGCUUUUACCUGAAAAUGACGUGCUACAGCCAAGGAAAUAUGAGGCAAAUCUCAUGGCAUCUUUGCUCUUUGAUCCCAUUAUUAAGGUACGGAUGGAAUCAGCUUCUACUUUGGCUAGCAUGUUGGACGGGCAUUCCUUGACUUUAUCACAAGUUGCUGAAUAUAAUGAAUCUUCAAAAUGUGGAUCUUUUACAACGCUGUCAAGCUCACUUGGCCAAAAGCUAAAGCAGUUCCAUACAGGUCUAUUGUAUCUUCUGCAGCAUGAAACUCACAAUGGGCUGCUGGCUUCAUCGCUUAAAGUCAUCUUGCUUUUGAUAUCUGCAACCCCAUACGAACGCAUGCCCAGUAAUUUGCUGCCAACUUUAAUUGGAUCUCUACACUCAAGAGUGAAGGAAAUCCCUUUGUCUAAGAGUUCAAACAUGGAUCUUCUGGUCAAUGGUCUUGCUUGCUUGGCAGUGUGUUUUUCCAGAUCACCUUCCUCAUUCCAUGUCUUAAAAUUUCUUGAGGAAGAUAUCUCACAAGGUUUUUCCAGUAACCAACCAGAGUCAUCCAUGUUUUGCUUUUUAUUCCACUUAUCAGAGAGCAAAAAUCAUCCAAGCAUUAUUUAUGAGGCUCUUCAGAUUUUGAGAGCAGCAUCACACAACUAUCCAAGAAUAGCAACUAGAAUAUGGGGACACAUUUCUGUUUCUGUUAGUGAACUAUUGCUGGUAGGUCGUUGGGAUUCUGACUCUGAAAUUUGUACCAAUUCUUGCAAGGAAGAAUUUAGCAAAACUGUCAGUGCAACAACCGAAAAAUGUCUAAUGGCUGCAAUUAAGGUCCUUGAUGAGUGCCUUCGGGCUGUUUCUGAGUUCAAAGGCGUAGAUGAUUUUCAAGAUCUUAGACUGCUUGAUAUCCAACGCAUCUCCAGUUCCACCAGAACCAAGAAGAUUUCAUCUGCACCUUCUUUUGAACUUGAUGACCUAGAUACCUCCAACGGCGUCAGUACCUCUCAUGGGAUUGACCAGUGGAACGAAGUGAUUUCUAAUCACUUACCCAAGUCUCUGCCACAUGCCUCUCCGAUGGUGAGGGCAGCAUCGCUUACAUGCUUUGCGGGGAUGACAUCCAGUGUUUUCACCUCCCUCACAAAGGGAAAGCAAGAAUUUGUUAUUUCUUCAGCUGUUACAGCAGCACUGAGUGAUGCAGUUCCAUCUGUCAGAUUAGCUGCAUGUCGAGCUAUUGGUGUUCUAACAUGUUUCUCAUGCAUAGUUUCUCGAUCAAAGGUGAUUAAUGAAUUUAUUCGUGCAGCUGAUUAUAACUCACACGAUCCUCAAUCAUCGGUUCGGAUUACAGCCUCAUGGGCUCUGGCAAAUAUAUGUGAUGCACUUCGCCACAGAGAAACUGAAUUGAUCUCAGUUAUCUGUGAAGAUGAAACAACACAUCGUGAUUCUAUCUCUCUACUAGUUGAAAGUGCUUUACGGUUAACGAAGGACAGCGAUAAGAUAAAAUCAAAUGCUGUGAGGGCUCUUGGGAACCUAUCAAGAUUCAUCAGUUUGCCUUCCUACUCAGCAGCUGAAAAGUUAAAGAGCAGUUUUUCUACGCUAAAUUUUAAUGGAAAUCAUUUCUGGCUUGAGAAAAUGGUGCAAGCAUUUGUUUCUUGUGUGACUACUGGGAACGUGAAGGUUCAAUGGAAUGUUUGUCAUGCUUUGAGCAACUUAUUCAUGAAUGAGACCAUAAAAUUGCACCAAAUGUCUUGGGCCCCUACCGUUUACAGUAUUCUUCUAUUGCUCCUCCGUGACUCUACCAACUUUAAGAUUAGGAUUCAUGCAGCUGUUGCUUUAGCUGUUCCAACCUCAAGGCUUGCUUAUGGGAGCUCAUUUUCGGAUGUUGUUCAAAGUAUAGAGCAUGUACGUGAAUCACUUGUUUUAGAUACUUCCUCCACACCGUCAAAUUUCAAAUACAAAGACAACCUUACAAAGCAGAUGACUUUGACAACUUUGCACGUGCUGGGCUUUGUUUCACCCAGUGAUGAUCAGGCAUUGCGAGAUUUCCUCUUUAAGAAAGCUCCUCUUCUAGAGGAGUGGUUCAAAGGACUGACUUCAACUUCAGCAACUUGUGGUCAGCCAUCAUCAAAGGGGCCUUCUUCUACUCACAACGAGGAAGAUUCAUUUCUCUCUUCUGUAACAAACAGAACUAUUUUAUUGGCUGGCUUAGAGUCCUUGAUCAAUGUCUACAGAAGCAGCAAUCACCAUAUUGUUUCCCAGAGAUUUGAGAAAUUGUUGAACAGCCUAUCAUAAUCUCAAUCGUUUGAGCAGGUAUCUCAUAUUUAUGUGCGUCUGGAAAUUGCAUUCUAUCAGGGGAAAACUUUGGCCGGCUUAUAACAUGACUGCAGCUUGCUCAUAUUCUUCCCCUAUUACAUGAUUGGUUUCCAGUUCAGGUAUAUGAGAUUCUGAGAGCCAAGCCAUGGCUUUCAACCAAGUUGUAGCUCACGCAGCAUGUAGAUUUUUCUAUUUUUAUUAUUAUUAUUUUUUUUUGUAAAAUUCAGUUUGUAUAAUUUGCCGUGUGAAAUUGUAUUUAUACAAGUUUCCUAAUUCGGUGAAAUCGAGUCACUGUUGCAUCUGUAGAUUUCUGUGCCUUCUUGAGUAUUACGUAUCUUCUUUUA